Neurospora crassa OR74A is the source of this 805-nucleotide messenger RNA. RefSeq lists its product as hypothetical. The record is from RefSeq and is a predicted model, not a curated record. Gene Ontology annotation, biological process: mitochondrial electron transport, cytochrome c to oxygen. NCBI's taxonomy places the organism in Eukaryota, Fungi, Ascomycota, Sordariomycetes, Sordariales, Sordariaceae. Bases 242 to 436 code for a protein of 64 amino acids. The transcript has 4 exons.
CCAAGAUUUGCCGAAAACCCGCAGUUGCCGGCGCUCGCAAGCUUCCGUUCAGCAGCUGCGUCAUCACGUGAUAUGAAGCUUGCAGCUCCCGUGCAGCGAAACCUCAGGUCAUCCAUUCGGGACAAUCUUGAAGCUCCAUUUUGAGAGAAGAGAGUUCCAAGCCGUCAAACCGCGCACCCUUCGCUACGAUCCGCCCUUUUUUUUCGCAACCACUCAACCGAAACCAGCCCUCUUCGUCAAAAUGGCCGCCACCGCUGUCAGACCCAUCACCGGUAUGCUCCGCCGGGGCCUCAUCCUCGACAUUGGCAUUGCCCUCGGUGUCGGCUUCGUUAUGGCCAACGGCUACUGGUACGGCUACCACAUGCCCCGCACCAACGCUCGUGACAACUACUACAAGAAGCUCGAGGAGGAGCGUGCUGCCCGCAUGGGCGCCUAAAUCGAUCUACGGACUGGGCGACCGAUGAUGAAGAACGGAGACGACCUCGAUCGAUCGCGGAGAUGAAGAAGUAACGCAAUACUUGGAGCGAUACCUGAGGAGGGGGAAGAAGAAGAAGGAAGAAGGAAGACUUGCAUGUUGUAUAUCUACAGAUGAAGACGGAUAGACAAACAUCGGCAAUCGAGUCAGCCCGACCGAUACGUAUUCCUUACUUUCUCUUCUGCCUUGUGAUAGACCAUUUAUAAAGGCCAGAUGGUGGCCGGGUAUUUCAUAGACGGGACACGACGGGACGAUGCAAUGCAAAGCAACUAGAGAUUAAGAACGGGAUCCUCCUCGUUGGACACAAGACCAAGAAAUUGUAAAAAGAUG